This is a messenger RNA of Pseudocercospora fijiensis CIRAD86, 1251 nucleotides long. RefSeq lists its product as uncharacterized. Gene Ontology annotation, cellular component: mitochondrion; glutamyl-tRNA(Gln) amidotransferase complex. Lineage: Eukaryota; Fungi; Ascomycota; Dothideomycetes; Mycosphaerellales; Mycosphaerellaceae. Gene Ontology annotation, biological process: mitochondrial translation; glutaminyl-tRNAGln biosynthesis via transamidation. The transcript has a single exon. Gene Ontology annotation, molecular function: glutaminyl-tRNA synthase (glutamine-hydrolyzing) activity. The annotation marks the transcript as partial. The record is from RefSeq and is a predicted model, not a curated record.
GCCUCUCGCAUGCUUUCGCUAUACAACUCUCCCUUCGAUUCGACUGCGGUGAAACUUCUCAAGGAUCGCAAGGCCGUCCUGCAGACCCAUCAGAAUAUGGACGAAUUUGGCAUGGGUUCUCAUUCGCAGUACUCGCAUGAUGGAGCUGUGGAGAGCAUGUAUCGCAGAGGAGGCAUACCACUUUCGCCAGGCGGAAGUAGCGGAGGCAGUGCAGUUGCCGUGGCAGCAGGAGACUGUGUGGCAGCUCUGGGAACGGACACAGGUGGCUCUGUGAGAUUGCCAGCUGCUUAUACGGGAAUUCUUGGCUUCAAGCCCAGCUAUGGGCGGAUCUCGAGAUGGGGCGUGAUACAAUAUGCGAAUUCUCUGGACACGGUAGGCAUUCUGGGCAAAGAGGUGGACACGGUGAGGAGGGUAUUCGAGGUCCUGGACAAGUAUGAUGCGCAAGAUCCAACUUCGCUGUCAGAAUCGCUUCGACAGAGAAUCAGCUCCGGUGCAAUCAAGCGUGACACGGACAAGCUUCGAAUCGGCAUCCCGCUCGAGUACAACAUUGCCGGACUUUCUCCCAUCGUGCGCCAGGCUUGGUUGGCGGUGCUUUCUGUACUCGAGGAGCUGGGGCAUACUUUUCAUCCCAUCUCUCUGCCAUCAACCCGCUCAGCUCUCAGCGCAUACUACGUUCUAGCACCGGCUGAAGCAUCCUCGAACCUUGCCAAGUACGAUGGAAUACGGUACGGGCAUCGAACUACGAAUUCAGACGCGUCACCCAACGCUGAACCUCCGCUGCCGCUGUAUGCGGAGACUAGAAGAUCAGGGUUCGGGGAAGAGGUUAGACGUCGAAUUCUGCUCGGAGCGUACACUUUGAGUUCCGAGGCGAUGGACAACUACUUUAUUCAGGCGCAGAAGGUGCGAAGGAUAGUGCAGGACGAAUUCAAUGCUGUGUUCGCUUCUCCGAACCCACUUGUGGAUGCGAUUGGGACAGCAGGAGAAGUGGACAUCAUCCUCACGCCUACAGCUCCGACUCUACCGCCAACGAUCGAGGAUCUGAAGCUGCAGAGCGCGGUGGAUAGCUAUAUGAAUGAUGUGUUCACGGUGCCAGCCUCGCUUGCUGGUCUGCCGGCCAUGAGUGUUCCCACUCCAUUAUCGCCCGACCUUACGGAGAUGAUGGACGAAACCGAUGUCAAAAGUGUGGGAAUGCAGAUCGUUGGGCAGUUUGGUGACGAUCAGCUGGUGCUCGAUGCUGGUGAGAUGCUGCAG